AUGAGUUGUUCUUGCAUCUUCAUCUUGGACAUGAAGGGGAAUGUAAGUUUUUAAUAUUUUGUAUUGAAUUUUAGGAUUUAUGGUUGAAGAAUAAUCGUUCCUAGAGCUUGCCGAAAGCAUAAUACAGCUUUAAGGAUAGAAUUGGCUUCCUUGCGCUGCAUUUUUCCACUAUUUUCGAUCAAACUAUGUUGUUUUAGGUAAUAAUGUCGAGGAAUUAUCGAGGAGACGUGGAAAUGUCAGAGAUUGAAAAAUUUAUGCCUUUGUUGAUGGAAAGGGAAGAUGAGGGUAAAGUGUCGCCGGUGCUAGAGCGUGAAGACCUCAGCUACAUCUACAUUAAACACAUGAACAUCUACUGUAAGUCAUCGGUAAUAUAAAAAGUCGAUCAAAAAUAUCCGUUUGCAUUCAAAUAUUUUCAGUAGUAUCAAUGUCACGUAAGAACGCCAAUGCCACGCUAGUUUUAUCGUUUCUUUACAAGUGUGUUGACGUUUUCACCAGUUACUUCAAAGAUCUGGAAGAAGAAUCGGUCCGAGAUAACUUUGUUGUGAUAUACGAGCUUCUCGACGAAAUGAUGGACUUUGGCUAUCCGCAAACAACGGAGCCAAGAAUAUUACAAGAAUAUAUUACGCAAGAGACGCAUCAAUUGGAGAUUGCGCCGAGACCACCAAUGGCUGUUACAAAUGCUGUCUCCUGGAGGUCCGAAGGGAUAAGAUAUAGAAAGAAUGAGGUGUUUUUGGAUGUUAUUGAGUCGCUCAAUCUUUUGGUAAGUUUUUUGACUUUGUUGUUCGGAGUUUAGGGGAUUGAUGAAGCCGCAGGCUGCGCCCAGGGAUAAUUUCAAAUCUUGGGUUUAGCGGCUGAAAAUUUGCAAAUUUUGUUGUGAUUUACGUCUAACGUACUUCAUACACCUGUGCAAAGUCAAGACGACAAAAUCUGCAAGUCUCAAUCCAAUUUUAUUGGAUCUAAAACCAUAAAAUUCUCCCUAGUGGAUCUAAAACCAUAUAACUCUAAUUUCAGGCGAAUGCUAAUGGCACUGUCCUUCGCAGCGAGAUUGUUGGCUCGAUUCGCAUGCGGGUAAUGCUCAGUGGAAUGCCCGAACUCCGUCUUGGCCUCAACGACAAAGUUCUUUUCAAUACUUCCGGUGGCGCCCGAGGCGGAAAAGCCGUUGAAUUAGAGGAUGUAAAGUUCCAUCAAUGCGUACGACUGAGCAGAUUUGAAAGCGAACGGACUAUCAGCUUUAUCCCACCGGAUGGCGACUUUGAGUUGAUGAGCUAUCGACUAAACGCGACAAUAAAACCAUUGGUGUGGGUGGAAGUUUCCGUGGAGAAGCAUGCACAUUCCAGAAUUGAGUUUAUGGUUAAGGUAAGGGAUGGGUUUAGAUGCUGUUUAAGAACUAAUAACCAGAUUGGACAGCGAAAAUUUUUAGGAACUAACGAAAAUUUGAAAGAAAAAACAUUUUUGGCCAGAAAAUCAUCAAUUUUCGAUUGAAAACGAUGAUUUCGGGAUGAAAAUUUUAUUCAAAAUUUUUUUUUAUAUUUUUUUAGAGUUUUGACCUUACUUAUUUUUAGGCCAAGUCCCAAUUCAAACGCCAAUCGAUUGCCAAUCAUGUGGAGGUCUUCAUUCCAGUACCAUCGGACGCCGAUUCCCCGAAAUUCAAAAGCUCGGUGGGGUCGGUGAAGUAUGUCCCAGACAAACGGGCCUUCGUCUGGACGAUCAGAAGCUUCCCCGGCGGACGGGAGUACUUUAUGCGAGCACACUUUAGCCUCCCGUCCAUUGAAUCGAGUGAAGAAGAGAUUCGACUUCCCAUUAGAGUGAAAUUCGAAAUUCCAUAUUUUACAACGUCGGGUUUACAAGUAAGCAACUGAUUUUCAAAAAUAUGAGGUCGUUGGCUGAUAAUCGAGAUAGCAUUUUGUAUUUUUGUUGGAAGUUUGAGUCCCACCACGAAAACUUUUGAUUUCGAAAGCACUGGCAUUCUGCAAGAUCCUUUCAAAUAGGCCAAAUAAGAUCAGCUUAAGAACAAGUUUAAGAUUAGUUAUAACGAUUCAUGAACCACAAAUGCAUUAAAAUUUUUUGAUUUUUGCAAAUUUCAGGUGAGGUAUCUAAAAAUCAUUGAAAAGUCGGGCUACCAGGCGCUGCCUUGGGUCCGCUACGUCACCCAAAACGGCGACUAUCAAAUACGAAUGGCGGACAAGUGA
Molecule: messenger RNA, 2189 nt
Organism: Bursaphelenchus xylophilus (pine wood nematode)
Lineage: Eukaryota; Metazoa; Nematoda; Chromadorea; Rhabditida; Aphelenchoididae
Source: the annotation of a GenBank genome assembly